Molecule: messenger RNA, 1527 nt
Organism: Chondrus crispus (carragheen)
Lineage: Eukaryota; Rhodophyta; Florideophyceae; Gigartinales; Gigartinaceae
Exons: 4
Coding region: 1-1527 (508 amino acids)
Biological process (GO): DNA integration
Molecular function (GO): nucleic acid binding
Source: RefSeq, a predicted model, not a curated record
AUGCCCUUUGGGUUUACAAAUGCACCAGCGACGUUUCAGAGAGCAAUGGUUAUUUUUCUCUCGCCUUUCCGUUGGAAAUCUUGCGUAGUCUAUUUAGACGACAUCAUUUAUCUUCAGCCACUGCGCAAAUUUGUCCCACAGUACGCGAAAAUCGCGCAUCUGUUAAACCAACUGCUGAAGAAGGGACAACCGGUCCAAAUCGCGGAGUUCAACGAACCGUGCAACGCAGCUUUCCACGAGCUCAAGGACGCCAUUUUAGCACCACCGGGGCUGGCGUUGCCAAGGAAGGGCCUCCCGUAUUCAGUGGACACCGAUGCGAGCGAUUAUCAUAUUGGGGCCGCGCUUUUUCAAACGCAUCGUGAUGCACAGCGUAAACCCAUCGGGUUCUUUUCGAGAACGCUGGCUGCUGCCGAAAGGAAUUAUUCUGUAUCCGAAAAAGAAUGUUUGGCGGUCAUUUGGGCCGUCCAGACCUUGAGACCGUAUUUAUACGGGGAGCACUUCAUAGUGCAUACCGACCACUCCUCGUUGAGGUGGUUGAUGAAUGUAACGGACUCUAGUGGAAGUUUAAUCUUAUGGAGGCUACGCCUCUCGGAAUUUGAUUUUGAGAUCAAAUACAAGAAAGGAAAGGUAAACACGAAAGCGGACGCGUUGUCAAGAUUGUUGACGAAGGGCGAAACUAGCAACGAUGUCGACGAGGAGAUACCAUGUUCCAUGCAGGACGUUUACCCUUUCUGUAUUCAAACUAAGGAGGAAAUGGAAGAAGGAAGAACGAAUUCGUUCACAACGGAGGCCGAGGAAUUUGAAGGAAUUUUAUGUCGAACCUCUGCGGAGUUCGUACAAGUGGUAAUACCACAAUCACUGAAGGACCGUGUCCUAGGGUUAAGCCACUAUGCUAAAUUAGCAUGGCACCCAGAAGGCAGGAAACUGUAUAAGACCUUGAGAAGAUCGUUUAAUUGGCCUACAAUGGCGCUGGAUUGCUACGCGGUAGCUAGGAAGUGCGCGGAUUGCGCGCGAGAAAGAGUGAAGCUCAGGAAGAACGCGAAGGAGAUGCAGCUGUUCACGCCGAACGCCCCAUUGGAAUUUGUCGCGAUUGAUAUACUCGGAGAGCUCAUGACCACAAGUCGGGGCAACUGGUACAUUUUAGUGAUCAGCGACCGCUAUUCGAAGUUGGUACGGACCGUACCGUUGAAGAAGAUUUCCGCCGCGCACAUUGCGCAGGCCUUUGUACACAACUGGGUUUUCAUUUAUGGACCCCCUGUGAAGCUGCUGUCCGACAAUGGGACGCAGUUCACAGCCAAGUACUUCCAGAAUAUUUGCCGAAUUCUGGGCAUCAGGAAUGUCUUUACAACUAAGUACCACCCGCAAGCCAACGGCCAAGUGGAGAGAUUUAAUCGGACUAUAUUGUCCGCGGUACGGAAGUAUAUUGGAGACCAUCCGAAGGAUUGGGACUUGUUUAGUGACGCGGUGACGUUCGCCUACAACACAAAAGUUCAUCGAACUACGAACAUGAUGUUCGUAGUUCGAUGA